This is a messenger RNA of Glycine soja, 1047 nucleotides long. Its product is annotated as casparian strip membrane protein 4-like. The coding region runs from base 96 to 698 and encodes 200 amino acids. The transcript has 3 exons. Lineage: Eukaryota; Viridiplantae; Streptophyta; Magnoliopsida; Fabales; Fabaceae. The record is from RefSeq and is a predicted model, not a curated record.
CAAUUUUCCCAAUUUACAUUAUCUUGUACAUUGAGAGCACUACUACUACUUGGGGCAUUAUUUACCUACCAACAUCUCAAUUUCAAAAGCCAAAAAUGUCAACCACCAUUGAUGUCCCUGCAGAAUCAAGCAAGAUUAAUAGUAUUGCGAAUGGAAUUAGAAAAGUUCCAGGUGCACCCCCAAGGCCAGAAGGAGGGUGGAAGAAAGGGGUAGCCAUACUAGACUUUAUUCUAAGGUUGGGUGCUAUUGCAUCUGCUCUUGGUGCUGCUGCCACCAUGGCAACAAGUGAUGAGACGCUCCCUUUCUUCACUCAGUUCUUCCAGUUUGAGGCUAGCUAUGAUAGUUUUUCUACUUUCCAGUUUUUUGUGAUUGCUAUGGCAUUUGUUGGUGGCUACCUAGUCCUAUCUCUACCUUUCUCUAUAGUCACUAUUAUACGUCCCCAUGCCGCUGGACCAAGACUUUUCCUCAUUAUCCUAGACACUGUGUUCCUGACUCUAGCAACUUCUAGUGCUGCCGCUGCUACUGCCAUAGUGUACUUAGCACACAAUGGCAAUCAGGAUUCGAAUUGGCUUGCCAUCUGCAACCAAUUUGGUGAUUUCUGCCAAGAGAUUAGUGGAGCAGUGGUGGCAUCGUUCGUUGCCGUGGUUCUCUUCGUUUUGCUCAUUGUUAUGUGUGCAGUGGCUCUACGAAAUCAUUAGCUAGCACCACUUAAUUAAUUAUAUAUGGAGCUAUAGCUUUAAGUUAUCCUUGUAUUUCAGCUGUGUUUGUGUGGCUAAAUUGCCAUUUUUUAAAAAUGUAUUUUUAGAUUUUAUAUUUUCUAUCAAAAGUAGCCAAGGUCUUUGUAAUUUUGUAUUGAUGAAUUUGGUCUUUAAUUUAUUUUUUUUAAAAAAAAUAUGUGAAUUUGGUCUUGAUUUGCUAUGAGAGCGAGUGACACCAUUUCUUCCUCCGACUAGGUAUGAUAUCCUGGCUUAUUAGGGAUGGCAUCCAAGCUGGCUAGGCACGAAUAGUAGUUGGAUAAAAAAUUUGUCUAUACUUGCUUUGUUAUCA